AUGCAGGCUACUCUGCGUCUGCCCUGGAAAUGGCUGCUCUGCUUUCUGGCUGCCCCCUGGCCCAGCCAGCCAGAAAAACUAUUCCACAGUCGGGACCACUCAGAUCUAGAGGAGUCUGUCCUGCGCCAAGCAAAGCCUGUCACUGACCUGCAUUCUGCUCAGUUGUUCUUAUCCAAAUAUGGCUGGACAGAGGGGUCCAGGAAACUCCUGGCAGCGGGACUCAGCGGAAACCCAGGCCUCAGGGAGGCCAUCGCCAAGUUCCAGUCAUUUAAUCGGUUACCAGUGACUGGACAGCUGGACAAAGCCACCCUGGCCGCGAUGAACCAGCCCCGGUGUGGCAUGCCCGACCACCAGCUCCCGGGGGCAACAGUGCCAAGGAUCAUGCCCAGGGGAGGAAGCUUGGACCCAAGUCCCAGAGAGCACCCCAAAUGGUUCUCAGCGCUGCUGGGCAGGCAGAGGCCAAAGCGGAGCCCCCCGCGGGCUUUCUCCAGGAGGCUGCUGAGAUGGAGGCUGGUGGGGGAAGGCUACAGCAGCCAGCUGUCCAUCGAGGAGCAGAGGUUCGUCUUCAGGCUGGCCUUCCGGAUGUGGAGUGAGGUGACCCCACUGGUGUUCAAAGAGGACCAGCUAUCUCCCCCAGCCCUCGUAGACAUCAAGUUGGGAUUCGGAACGGGCCAACACCUGGGCUGCAGCCGGCCCUUCGAUGGCAGCGGCCAGGAGCUGGCCCACGCCCGGCACUUCGGGGACAUCCACUUCGACGACGACGAGCACUUCACGUCCCCCAGCAGCGACAGCGGCAUCAGCCUGCUCAAAGUGGCAGUGCAUGAAAUCGGCCACGUCCUGGGCCUGCCUCACCUGGACCAGACGGGGUCCAUCAUGCAGCCGGGCUACACGCACCCAGAGACGGAGUUUGAACUGGGCUGGGAGGACAGGAGAGCCAUCCAAGCCCUGUACGGCUCGUGUGAAGGACCGUUUGACACUGCCUUUGACUGGAUCCGCAAAGAGAAAACCCACUACGGGGAGCUGGUCGUGAGCUUUAGCACGUAUUUUUUCCGCAGCGGCUGGUACUGGCUUUACGAGAACCGUCACAACAGGACCCGCUACGGGGAUCCAAUCCUCACCCCCGUCGGAUGGCACGGAAUUCCCUCUCAUGACCUCGACGCUUACAUCCACGUGUGGAUGUGGGGAAGGGAUGAGCGCUACUUUUUCCAAGGGAAUCACUACUGGCGAUACGACAGUGACAACGACCAGGCGUACGAGGAGGACGAACAAGGCAUCCGCUAUCCCCGGCUAAUCUCGGAAGGCUUUCCGGGCGUCCCAAGCCCCCUGGACACAGCCUUCUAUGACCGACGGACGGGGUUCAUUUACUUCUUCCAGAAGUCUUCUGUGUACGCGUUUGAUGUCAGCAGAAACCAAGUGGCUGAUUCUUAUCCGAAGAGGAUGACAGACGUUUUCCCGGCUGUGAUGGCCCAGGACCACCCCGUGAGAGACCUCGAUUCGGCCUACUUCUCCUACGCACACAACGCCAUCUUCCUCCUCAAAGGCAACUCCUACUGGAGAGUGGUGAACGCCAGGGACCGCCAGCACGACCCUUCUCUCGCCUUCAAUGGGUUGCUGCCCAGACAGUCCAUCUCGCAGAAAUGGUUCGACAUCUGUGACGUCCAUCCCUCCACCCUGACAAUGAACUAGCCCGACUCCCCGGGCUUCUGGGUGUGCGGCUGCUCGCAGAGAGGACGGAGCUGGGCAAGAAGAGGAAGGCCAAAGCUCUCACCGCGGCCCACUUUCCCAAAGGGCAGGGCCAGGCUGAGAACGCAGGACUAGAACCCAAACUCCCUCCUUGGAGAGGGGUCCCAGGAGGCUGCCGGCCUCCCUCCUCAGCCUUCUUUCUGUCCCCUCACCACGCUCCCGGCCUUCCUUUCUCCACGCGGUUUUCUGUGCUCUUGUUUAGGAGGGAGCAGCAACUUGAAGGAGCAGAAGGGGCUUGAGCACAGGGAUCUCAAAGCACCCUCUGGAAGCUGCUGCCUGUCAGGCUUUUCCCCUUCUAUCAAUAACCCCCCCUAAGCGGGGUGCAAGACCCUUUCUCAUCUUUAAAAAAACAAAGAAAAACCGGAGCUGCUGGGUUUGACGCGGAAUGACUUCAAGGGAAGACCGUCAGCGGGACGACGAGGCCCCGAGUGAGCAUUUGCCCCCAAGGAGCAGGCAGGAAUCUUCCCUCCUUUCCGCCCCGUUUUACACAAAAGCAGCAGGACUUGUCAUGGGAGGCAGCGCCGGGGAAGCUCCCAGAUCCGUUUCUGCUCGUGGAGGUGCACAGACCCCCCUUCGCAGGCAGACUGCCCAGCCACGCGGAGGGGCCCAGGCCAAGCGGGGCUUCCCACAGGCUGACAAGGGCCGGCACCGAUGUUCGGUCUGCAAUCAUAAGCCAAGGGGCCUCGGCGACGCGUCUCAGCCCAUCUGGGCUCUGAGGAAAUGAAGAGACAAAGAGAUGGCGGAGAGGAACCAAGGAGCGUCCCGGAGGCCUCCGAAGCUGGGGACGAUGGACAGCCAGCCAGAGCCCAGGGUCAUCGUCAUGGCGACGGGGGUCUCAGGCCUCCUGGGACCUCUGGGGUCUGCCCCAGUGGGGAGUCCAGGCUGAAAAGGGA
Molecule: messenger RNA, 2636 nt
Organism: Gracilinanus agilis (Agile Gracile Mouse Opossum)
Lineage: Eukaryota; Metazoa; Chordata; Mammalia; Didelphimorphia; Didelphidae
Gene: MMP21
Product: matrix metallopeptidase 21
Exons: 8
Coding region: 1-1686 (561 amino acids)
Biological process (GO): extracellular matrix organization; proteolysis; collagen catabolic process
Cellular component (GO): extracellular matrix
Molecular function (GO): metalloendopeptidase activity; zinc ion binding
Source: RefSeq, a predicted model, not a curated record